Danaus chrysippus (African queen) is the source of this 912-nucleotide messenger RNA. Lineage: Eukaryota; Metazoa; Arthropoda; Insecta; Lepidoptera; Nymphalidae. The record is from the annotation of a GenBank genome assembly.
AUGAAUAACAUGAGUGCACAACAAAGCCCGGCUAAUAUGCAGGCAGCCGUGGAUCGCGAAAAGAUAUACUCAUGGAUUUUAGAACUAUGUAAUCCAGAAACACGUGAAAAUGCACUUUUGGAACUGAGUAAAAAGCGUGAAGUUGUACCAGAUUUGGCGCCAAUGCUAUGGCACAGCUUCGGAACUAUUGCAGCUUUGUUACAGGAGAUCACUAACAUUUACGUGGCCAUGAUACCACCAACGCUCACGGCCCACCAGAGCAACCGAGUCUGCAAUGCUCUGGCCCUUAUGCAAUGUGUGGCAUCACACCCAGAGACGAGAUCUGCAUUUCUUCAAGCCCAUGUACCUCUGUUCCUGUAUCCUUUCCUCCACACUGUGUCGAAGACGCGUCCAUUUGAAUACCUGCGCCUUACCAGUCUAGGAGUGAUUGGUGCUCUAGUCAAAACUGAUGAACAGGAAGUCAUCACAUUUCUAUUGACCACAGAAAUUAUACCUUUGUGCCUGCGCAUCAUGGAAAACGGAUCUGAGCUGUCCAAAACGGUAGCGACAUUUAUAUUACAGAAAAUUCUACUUGAUGACAGCGGUCUGAGUUAUAUUUGCCAAACAUAUGAUAGAUUUUCUCAUGUCGCUAUGAUACUAGGAAAAAUGGUGUUGUCAUUAGCUAAAGAUCCAUCGGCAAGAUUGUUAAAACAUGUGGUCCGUUGUUAUCUUCGUUUGUCUGACAACCCUAGAGCUAGAGAAGCAUUAAGACAGUGUCUUCCUGAUCAGUUACGAGAUGCUACAUUCACUGCAUGCCUCCAAGAAGACAACUCAACUAAACAUUGGUUGGCUCAACUGAUUAAGAACUUGGAAGCCCAGCCGCCACCUGCAAGUCCCGCGCAACAGAAUAUGUGUUAUGGACCUUGUAUCUAA